Molecule: messenger RNA, 3069 nt
Organism: Cladocopium goreaui
Lineage: Eukaryota; Dinophyceae; Suessiales; Symbiodiniaceae
Source: the annotation of a GenBank genome assembly
AUGAGAUCUCGCUAUACUGCCAAGUCUUGGAUCAAAGACAAAGUUUGCCGCGCCUCACUGGUACGCAUGGCUCUGAGUCAAGAUGUUCAGGAUGCCAUCACUGAGUGCCUGAAGCACGCAGAAGAUGGCGGGCAACUAGUCCAAGCAUCUAGCCGACUCAUGGAGACCUUGGCAAAAAAUGGUCUCAGCCGCGUUGUGCGGCUCAAGCCCGACGAGAUCGGUGUGCAUAGCCAAAACCGGGACGGAUUUGGCCUGUGUCCGAAGGACGCCCAUACCCUCCUAAGCAUGAUCGCUUCGGUGGGGUUUGAUGGGUCUCAGACCCAUCCGGUGUGCACAGAGCUGCAGCCCGGUGACACCAUGGUGGACUUCAACAGAAAGCUGGUGGAAUCUUCUGGUGGGCUCCUUCCUGCCAUCAACGAAACCAUGAUGCGGUAUGCAUCACUGAGUUGCUCUCACACAAAUGCUGCUCUUCAAUGCGCGCUGCACGAAGUUGCUUCUGAGGAGGAGCUAGUUUCACUGAACGGUCGCAUCAGCAUGUCCAAGAUCCAGUCCGUUGACAAGGCACUGUUCGAUGCCUGCCAUGCAGGCUUGGAGUGGACUGUAAUCCACCGAGAUGUGAUGAGUUUUUCUCCACAAAUCGCUCAGCUCGUCCAGAGCGCCUGCAAUGUGUCCAGUCACAUUGCCAAAGGGGAAAGUGAAUGGCAGAUCCUUGCCAGAAUGAGGUCACUCAUGAGGACCCAGCCUCAUGCUGAGUGGAACCAGGUGAAGAAGCAGGUGCUCCAGACCAAACCGCAGUGCCAUGAGGCAACGCCUUACAUGUUCACCUUCUUGAAGAAUUUUUCCCAUGAAGGUUUGAUGGAAGGCAUUGACACGAGGAUCAAGGGGCACACUAGCACAAACAAGAGUUUGGGCAAAGACUUUUUUGUGCAGCUCAGCGCUCAGUCGAAAGACUGGAAGCAGCAGUUCUUGCACUUGCGCCACGCCGUGCUUUCGUUGGCCUACACUGCUGAGAAGAGUUUGAAUGCAUUGGAUGUCAAGAAACUCUUGGGAAAAGAGCUGGGCCAACGCAGUACCAAAGCUCAAGACUUGAUGGUCAAGUUUCGAGCACUGCUCGACAAGGAGAAGCUUGGAGAUUCCAGCUCAGCCAUUCAAGAUUUGUUUCAUCAGUUCCAAGAUCACUUGAUUCUGGAAUGCUUGGACAAGAUGAAAGAUGAGACCCCCGAGUCUUUGGCUUGCUCAUUGGUGGAUGAGAUCGAGAAGCACCUAAAGAAGCGAAUCACGGCUGAGUUCGAUGGCCAGAACACUGCCAACUCCAAGUUGCAGGCCGUGGUUUCUGCAAGCUCAUCUGGGCACUCAGUGCAGUUGGAAUACGAUGAAGCAGGCAAUUUGAAGAACCCAUGCCAGCUGGUCAAUCAGAUGGGCUUCCAGGUAGGAGCCAAUGUGAUUCGUGGCGACUGCCGAGCCACCAUCACGAGCAUGCAAGGCUCACUGGUGCAACUCAGCGUUGACGAAGGUGAUUUUUGCACUAGCUAUGAAAUCAAAAUUGAAUCAUUCCUCAAGGGUGAGUGGAGGGUCACCAAACAAAAAGCCGAUAUUCAAAAGUACAGCUGGGACAACUUUCAUCAGUUCCGACCCUGCUCAAGCGACACCAUCAACUUCAUGUGUGUCAAGGGGGAGGUCAGUCGCAGGAUGAUUGAACUUGAAAUGCAGCAUGAGGCAUCGUACAAAGGCCUGGUCUUGCAGACAAAGCCUUACAAGAGUGUCUUCACGGCCAAACAGUAUGCAAAGGGCAAGCUGAUUUUGGUCCCCAGCACUUCGAGAAUUGAAAGGAAGGCCUGUCCUGGCUCUGUGGCCUUGGGGUCCAUCCGAGACAUCGGAUUGUACUUGUGGCCAUGCUAUGGACCUCCAAAGCGUGAUGGUGAUCUUGAUGGAUCGUUCUUGUGCCCCUUUUGGAUGGUCAAGCGAACCAACAAGGAGUCUGAGGCAAAUGUGGAGGUUCGCCAGCUGAUCGCAGAAGACCAGGAGAACAACAGCGUGAGGAUUCCUCUGAUGUACAACAUCUCUGCCUUGGAUGCAUCCACUGAGCUCAAGUUGUUUGUUCCCAAGCCUCAGAAGGAGGACCCCGAAGCUCUGGUGCCAGUCCCUCAGCCGAAGCGCCAGAGGACCAAGGGCCAGCACUGGCUCGCUUGUUUCCUGAACUCCAUGGCAGAGGCAGCUCCAUCAGAGGCAGCCCCAGCAGCGGCACCUCCAUCGGAUGCUGAGCUGGACACCGGCCCUGGUUUCAAGCUCGAAUCCCAUUGGGCGAUUGUCCACAAGAUGGACACGUGGUAUCCAGAUGUGGUCACUCGGAGUGGUGACAACUUCAUCAAGCUGAGCAAGUUCGACAGGCACUUCGUGAAGUUCUGCUUGCAGAAGCCGAUGGACCUGAGCAAGGGGGUCGGCCGCAGUGCCAACAGCACCCUGUUCGACAAGCUCCUGGAGCUCCGCAAGAGAGCCAGUGAGGAAAGUGCUCGGCAGCAGAUGGAGAUGCCGGAAUCUGGAGGGGACACCGCAUCUGCAGUGCCCAAGCGCAAGGCCAAACGUGUCCGAGUGGAGGACGGGUGCUUGGUGGACCCUCGUGUGACAAUCCAGCUUCCUGAUCUUGAAACCAAGACGGAGUACUUUAUGUCUAGGCCAGCCAAGGCACUUUGGGGUGUCACGUCAAAGGAGCUAUGGUUAGAGCUCAAUGAACCUAACCUACACUAUAUGAAAGCGUUGGUCCAGCAUGGGGCAGGACAUCAACAACCCAGAAAGAAGAAGGAGAAGAAAGGAUCCCCAAAGAAGUCGCCAAGAAAACGCCUGAAGCGUAUAGGCCACAUCGGUGGCUCUAGCCCAGCCAAAAUGACUGCGGCCAAAUCGAAAGCCAAGAGCAAACCCGAUGACCAGAUCAAUGAUGCCGACACAUUCCCGGACACCAUUCCCUAUGGAAAUGAGGCCAAUGAGGUGAACUCCACAGAUCUUGACGAGUCCCAGCUGGAGGCCGUGCCGCCUGAUCGUCAGCGCUUCGAUGACGAGCACUCUGAGGGCUGA